AUGACUCGUCUUGGGUUCGCCGUUGUGGUCGCCUCGAUGGGCGGCGCGUUGGCGCAGACAUGGUGUGGCAAGAACUAUAUGGAGGGCUCGCCAAUCGUGCCGCCAGGCGGGCAGUUUCCCAUACCAGCGACGUCGUCCUCGCCGCUGCUAGCAUUCCGCUGCGCGCCUGCCAUCAAGCCAUACUUGCCAGAGGAUGCGCUUACGCCUACGGCGAUCCUCAUUGACACGCCCAUCGUCUACUCCGAGAUCGCAGGCACAGCUCCUGUGGGUAUUCCGGAAGAGGGCCCACUGGGUGUGCUCUCUGUAAGCAUUGAGUCGGAAGGCAAGCUACUCUCCACGGGCAUUGUUCCUCUGAACGCGACGAAGUUUGAGCUGCCGUUCUCCCUCCUCGCGCUCGAGCCGAAGAAGGGGACAUAUGAUGUGACGUGCUCUGCGACCUAUGCGACGCUGAGCGGAGUGGAGACGUUCACCGCGUCGGCGGAACUGGCGUAUGCGCCCUCACCCACGGACGGCAGCUCCGUUGUAAAAUUGGAUGCGCGUACGGGUGCGUUACUCGCUAAACCUGCGACGGGCAAGGGUGGUGCAUACGAGACUGUGAUGCCUGUUGGAUUCUAUACUGCGUUCGCCGACUAUCUCGCAGCGAACCUAUCCACGAUCAACGAAGCAAAGGAGAAAGGUUAUACUAUUCUGCAAGAAGUUAUCACGCGCAUGGAAGAAGUCGGUAUGUACCUGAUGUACGACAUGCGAUGGACAUAUAUGAACGACACCUCGGUUACGGAGCAGGUAAACUUGGUGAAGAACAGCCCUGCACUACUGCUGUGGUACACAGGCGAUGAGCCGGACGGCACGUCCGAUCCGCUGAAUGCGACCGCCCACACGUACGACCUCAUCUACGAGCUCGAUGGGUACCAUCCUGUGUCGCUGUGCCUCAACUGCUACGACUAUUACUGGAGCAACUACACGGCCGGGGCGGACAUCGUGCUGCAGGAUACGUACAUGAUCUCGAACAACGUCACGUUCUCCGUUGAGUGGCACACACCAUGUACCGUAGACUAUGGCUGCUGCGGAUGUGACGACUGCAAGGGUGUCUUUGAGGACAUCAGUGAUCGCAUGGAUCUGUUCGCCUACCGCCUGUGGGUCAACGGCUGGGACAGGACGAAGGCAGUAUGGACGGUGCCUCAGGGCUUCGGUGGGGCUGAGUACUGGCCGCGCACGCCCACGGGACAGGAAUUCGUCGUGCAAAGUGUGCUCGGCAUCAACCACGGUGGCAUGGGCGUUGUAUCCUGGGAUGCACCGACCACGGACGACAUCUGGGAGUACGGGUCGAUGCUCGCGCAGUCGUCGUCGACGCUCAAAGAGUACAUUAUGAGCAGCGCCGCGACAUUCCAGCACGUAUUCUCCAACCAGAUCGAUAUCGGACUGUGGACCGUCGGCGAGAAGACGCUCGUGCUCGCGACGAAUCUGAACUAUGCAAACGAGACGUUCGACCUUGCGACGGUGCCCGGGCUGAAGACGGCGCCGGUGGUGGAGGUGCUUAACAGCGGCGCGACACUGGAGGGGAACGUGAUCACGUUCACGUCGGUAGGGACUGGUGGAUUCAUCUUGGGUUAA
Molecule: messenger RNA, 1611 nt
Organism: Postia placenta MAD-698-R-SB12
Lineage: Eukaryota; Fungi; Basidiomycota; Agaricomycetes; Polyporales; Adustoporiaceae
Exons: 8
Coding region: 1-1611 (536 amino acids)
Source: RefSeq, a predicted model, not a curated record